AUGCCGGAUCAGGCUCUCGAGCGAAUUGACACCAAGUCUCACUAUCUCGAGGCACUGGCGUCGCGCCUCAACACCGGCCCCAACAAUUACAAGAGUUACUUACAAGCUGAACGUGCCCACCUCCUGUCAUUGAAGUCGGAGCCUCCCGAAGUUCAAAGGGCCCUUGAUUAUAUGGAGAAACUCAAGGAGUUUGAGCCGGUGAAGAGGGAAUAUGAUGCCGCAAAAAGGGACUAUGACAAUCUUGACUGGUCUGUUCGCUAUCAGACUCCGGCCAUUGCAGCCAUUAGGCAAAGGCACCAAACCUUGUUUAGAAAGUUGGAGCUCAAAGAACAGAGCUUGCUUAUUUAUGAAGAGGAACAUGGCAUUACAGAAAGGUGGGAUCCCAACUCCGAGUCGUACAAGCGGGGCGAGAAGCUUCUGCAAGAACGAAAUUAUCGCCAUGCGGUUGACAACCUAGAGCGUCUCGUAGUGCAGAGAUUAUUCGAACUUAUGAAGCUAAGGAUGAACGGUGUUGGUUACAAGUUACGCGAGAAAAUCAGUAAGGCACUACACGCAAGAUCGGUAGCCAUUCAGACAGCUUUGAAGCAAUACAACACGGCGGCUUCCCUUCUUAUACCCCCUCGCGAACCCUUGACAUGGGCAACUGUUGUUCAGGCAGCCACUGUUGCCGACUUUGAUCUUCUUCGUGAUACCCGGAAUGAUAUUUGUCAAUUUCCUUGGACAGAACCAUCGCGGCGUGAAGCUACUAAUUUUUAUUUCCGUAUCAAGAGGGCCCGCAAAGAAAUUGUACAUCUUAAUGUAGAGAUCACCCGUUUGCUCACCUUCUUGUACAACACCCACGUUGAUUACCAGCGAGCCAUAUGCAAUAACAAUGUUACAGAUCUGCCGCUUGCAUCAUACCUAUCUCGGGAAUGGAACCGUCAAAACCGUAUUGCUGAAGAGAUCGUCAAUCAGUUAGUGCAAACCUCUCGCCUUCAUGGGUUCACCGGAUCUUUGAAGAUUGGGUCUCGGGUUGGUAGAGAUCCUGAGUUGUGUGAAGGCAUCCCGCCUCCUGCCUGGGCAUCGCUUCUCAUUGAUCAACCCAUGCCAAUGACGGCGGCGCAGGAGUAUUCAGCUGAAGACGAGAUUGCCAGGGAGGUAGAACAUGUAGAUCUGAAUCUUGUAGUAGAACUCAUUGAACAAAUCACCAUGAGAACACCCCAACUUUCAGAUUUUCCCCCUCAUCAUUUUGACUACCCUAUAAUGCAUUCGCCAAACGCAAAUCAGCCUCCGUACAUACUGCUCAAAAGCAUUGAACGACUGUUACGUCUCAGCAGCACUAAGGGCCAGGUUCCUCACUGGCGCGACAUCAAAUUCAGCGCGCUAGGACUGUACCAGCUACGUAGCUGGCUUGGAACGUACACUGCUGCACCGAAUCUCUUUAACACCAAUAAAAGUUGCUUCCGUGCCAGUGACAUUGCGUUCUUUGCAGCAGGAGCGUCAACAGAUGAUUGUCACGACCACGGCAUCCAACAUUUUUACUCGGAUUGUGCCCCGUUCCGCAACGAGUUGACCUUCAAGAUUGGCUACAGCACGGAGCCAUUAAAGAAGGAGCGGAACAAGUUGGAGGACGAAAUUUAG
Molecule: messenger RNA, 1620 nt
Organism: Psilocybe cubensis
Lineage: Eukaryota; Fungi; Basidiomycota; Agaricomycetes; Agaricales; Agrocybaceae
Exons: 5
Coding region: 1-1620 (539 amino acids)
Source: RefSeq, a predicted model, not a curated record